AUGGCAGAUCGACUGGCUGUCAUUCCCGUCGCUUCUGGACCUUUCGAGUGCCGCGGCGAUGGCCUACUUUACGGAGGAAUAAAAUGCGAAAACCCAAAGACGUUAAAGUACCUACUCCUUCCAACAAAGUCUUCUAAGGUGGUUGUGACCAGAGACAGGGAUCAUUCAAGGAUGUGGUGGAAAGCCCAGUGCGUCCAUUAUGGACUCCCCUCACCUCCAUAUUCCACUAUCAACACCUAUCGCGCUUGCCUCGAGAGGUCUCUCAGACAGCGUGGGGGCUUUACAAGACCACAGCAGUUGAUCGACUUGGAAAUAGAAUUGAACGCGACGUUCAGGCGUCUUAAUCCCUGGGUCUGCGAUACAGCUACCUCCAGCUUUCAGCAAGAGCUUAAGCCGACCGAUACGCAGAGGAAACCCCCCACCAGACAUAAGCGAACAAAUUCAGGCUCUUCCCAGACCAAAGACUCAAAAAAGCGCAAAAUAGACACUACGUAUCAUGUUAAUAUCAGUCAGCCAUGUGGAGGAGAAAUCAGCGUUCCGGUGCCAAUGACAAGAGCGCCUGUCGACCCAUCUGCGCCGUUCGCGCACAAGCACCACGAUCGUCCACCAGUUGUGUCGAAGAAGUCCGGGGAGAGACAAAACGUCCGGAAGGGUAUUCCGGGAGGGUCCAGCGGUAAAUACGAGCUCGAUUGUGGCUUCGGGUCUAAUUCUCGGUCCAAGGAGAAGCCUAAGCUCUAUGUUACGAUGCUUGAAUCUGGGUGGUUUCAAGCUGCUUUAUUACUGCCGGGCUUUUUCGAAUGUUUGAUCCGCCCAAGAACCGACGUUACAGUUGCAAUUAAUGGAUACCUUCGUUUCGAAUGGUGUGGGUGGAAUGAGCAGGCGGGUGAAAUUGUGCCUCCUAGUGCAAAGAACAUAGGAUGGCUAAAAAUAUAUCACGCUGAAGGUAGGGUCAAAGGCGCAAUACAAACGCCCUUGGGUCCCUACUUGAUUCAAGGACCAAGAGUUAAAUCUGGCUCCCACGUUAUUCAAGAAAAAUGGGAAGACUACAGUUAA
Rhizoctonia solani is the source of this 1053-nucleotide messenger RNA. RefSeq lists its product as uncharacterized. Lineage: Eukaryota; Fungi; Basidiomycota; Agaricomycetes; Cantharellales; Ceratobasidiaceae. The coding region runs from base 1 to 1053 and encodes 350 amino acids. The transcript is spliced from 4 exons. The record is from RefSeq and is a predicted model, not a curated record.